AUGCCGGCUCUUUCUUGGUGCGGCAGAAAGUGGCGCACGUCGACAGACGAUUUUACCUUUUCCGGUUUCUUCUACUUCGUUUUUUUCUUAGCGAAUGCGACACUUGCUCUUAGUCGUUUUCGUUUUGGUGAAGAUGCACUUGUGCCUGGGUGUCCGGAUGCCUCUCGUACAUUUCAGUGGGUUUUUUUAGCGCUGGGUGUAACGGAUCUGGUUGGCGCGGUGGCGUUUCUUGUGACCGCGUGGCUAAGCCUUCAGGGGGCUCCAUUUCAGGUGUCUAAGCGGCGCUACGUCUCCUUUUUGCUCUUUCUGACGUCCUUUACCAUACUGGUAAUGCUGGCACUCUCAGCCGUUGUGACAAAGUACGCAGUAUAUGACAAGGAGGGUCGACAUUGCACAUCUCCCACACGUCAUUUCUUGUAUGUCGUUAUUGUUUUUAAUUUUCUUCUUCCCGUUGUUUACAUUAUUACGUUUGCGUUUGUAUUUGACCCUGAAGGGCGUCACGUAUGGAGGGACUCCGUUGAAUAUGAGUCUCUAUGGUACAAGCGUUGCCGUUUACUUUGUUGUUGCUGUCUAUAUACGAAUCGAAACAAAGAUGCCUUUGAGGAAAUUUCGAAAACGGUUGCUGGUUUGUUUUGCGGCUACGAUUUAGUGCCAAGUGAUGUCGCUGCAGGUCUGCUUCUUGUGCAUAAAAGGCAGAAGCGUGAAAGUCGCCUUAGAGGAAUACAUGUGCGAUACCCAUCUGCUGAAGAUGAAAGAAAUGAACGCAUUUCUUUACAAGCGCGAAGAUUUUCCCUAUUGACCCCUCAACAACGGAAUUAUCUCGCUGAUAUUCGAAUUUAUAGUGUUUUUUACUUGUCGGCAUAUGGUUGGCCUUUGUAUCAGUAUAUGCAUUGUUGUACGGGGUUGAUUAGGCUUUGUUGUUUUGAUCCAUUGAUGUGUUGUCGAGAGCAUCCAGGUUCCCAUAGAGGAACCAAAUGCUACUGUGAUUUGACCGCACUACUUGCGAUCACACGUAUCCACGAGGAGGAUGUCAUUCUUACAAGGUGGGGGAAUAGUCCUUUCCGCCCUGUGUUUUUUGUUGUCAUUGACCAAUCUACAGAUGCAGUUGUUGUGACCAUCCGAGGAACCAUGUCUUUUGCGGACUGCAUCACGGAUAUGGUGGUAAACCCUGUUUUACUAGAGGUGCCAGAUGCAGAGCGAGAGGCCAACACAACUCCUGCAGAUUACUAUGUUCAUGGAGGAAUGCAGCGAGGCGCCUUAUACGUGUUGCAGGAGUUACGUGAAUCUGGUGUACUUGACCGUAUUCUCCACGAAGAUUUCAAGAAACUCAAUGUUGUUGUGCUGGGUCAUUCCCUUGGCGCGGGGGUUGCUUCUAUUUUAAGUAUAAUGCUUUGGUCUACAGAACCAACUCUGCGCGGUCGAUUGCGGUGUAUUGCGUAUGCCCCACCUGGCGGGUUAUUGUCACCUGCAUUGGUUGCGUACAGCGAACGCUUCAUUGUGGGUUGUCUUGUUGGAAACGACAUCGUUCCACGCUUGGCCACUCAUACGCUCGCUGAUCUUAGGGAAUCUAUAUUGGAUGAACUCAUGAAUACCUCAAGAUCCAAGUUUUCUCUUUUCAUGAACUGUUUAAGUUCGGAUAGAGAGAUAGAAUCACUGUCAUCAUCUGUAAGUUUUUCUUCAGAGAGGUUUAAUCUUCGUGCCAAGUUUCGCAACAGUCCUUGUACGCCACUUAUGGAAUCGAAAAAGUUAUAUCCACCUGCUACACUUGUACACUACUGUAAGGCGGUAGUAAGAGAACCUCAAUAUUGCUGCUGUUCUGGUAAUCGAUCUUGUUCUUGUCGUCAUGAGGAAGUGUUUGUGCCUGUAUUUGCGUCUCCAAAAGAUAUGCAAUAUGUAGUGUGUUCCGCCUCAAUGCUUAAGGAUCAUCUUCCAGAUCGUCUCUUUGAUGUCAUUGAAAAAGCAGACGCAAGACUAAAUAAUGGCGAGCUUGAUCGUUUUUUUUCGGAGACAGAAGAUGUGGGAGGGAACUGGGGCGACUACGGGGGAAUAGCCUGCGAAUAA
Trypanosoma cruzi is the source of this 2061-nucleotide messenger RNA. RefSeq lists its product as uncharacterized. The record is from RefSeq and is a predicted model, not a curated record. NCBI's taxonomy places the organism in Eukaryota, Euglenozoa, Kinetoplastea, Trypanosomatida, Trypanosomatidae. Gene Ontology annotation, biological process: lipid metabolic process. The transcript has a single exon. Bases 1 to 2061 code for a protein of 686 amino acids.